AUGGCCGGCACGUGCUCCCCGCCGGCGCCUCACGUGAUCGGAUACUCCGUGGUCGAGCUCUCUGGAGCUGGUUCUCGAACCGGUGCCCCGUUCUCAGUCCGUAUCUCCUCCCGGUGCCGCGCCAUGGCCGCCGCGCAGGAUGGCCGUAGCCUUAUGGAAGGACCCUCCUGCAUCUUCGUCGGGCCCGUGGAGACUGCCAGUCAAGAGACGCUAGAAGCUCUCUAUCGCCAAGCUCGAGAGGCCUACUAUAGCGGAGACCCUUUGAUUGUUGAUGACAUGUUUGAUAGAGUGGAAUUAAAAUUGCGGUGGUAUGGAUCCAAAUAUGUCGUCAAGUAUCCCCGUUGCAGUCUCAGGCGGCAAUCAACCUAUGCUGAUGCUCAGGAAGAUCCUUCACAGGUUUUGGCCUUGGCGAGUGUAUGGAUUUUGAUUCUUGCUUUUGGAUCUUUGGCCUGCCUUGUGCCUAUAAUAUACACCAUCGCUCAAUCUUCUCAAGAUGGUUUCAACUCGGGAUUGUCUUACACUAAUCAAACUUCUGCGCUAGAAUCUCUUGCCACACUCAAUGCAACGCUCUUCAUGUUGUUUGGAUCCUUGAUUGGGUACCCAAUUGCAUCAGCCUCUGUUGGAGCACUUCAAGGACUCUGGAGAAAUGACUUGGUGGCACUGAAAGGGGCAUGCCCAAACUGUGGUGAGGAGGUGUUUGCAUUUGUUAGAUCUGAUCGUUCUACUCACUCUCCACAUAGAGUGGAAUGUCAUGUAUGUGAGAGCUCCUUGGAAUUUCGUACAAAGGUUGAGCAAUCACCUGGUAGACGAUGGGUAUAUGGUCGCAUCUACUUAAUUCGGCCUAUGGGCAGACGCCAAAGAUGGGCGUAG
Messenger RNA from Striga hermonthica, 870 nucleotides. NCBI's taxonomy places the organism in Eukaryota, Viridiplantae, Streptophyta, Magnoliopsida, Lamiales, Orobanchaceae. The record is from the annotation of a GenBank genome assembly.